GAACCGGAAGAAAACCAUCGCCAGUUGUAGAACAAUCCUCCAUGGCGGUCGAGACUGUGGAGAAGAAAGCUGGUGCUGGGGGGAAGGUCAGGAAGCUCAGGGGUGACGCCAGCAAGGUCACUGUCAAGGGCGCCGGACUUAAGAAGGCUGCGGUUAACAGGCCGCUGAACUUCACCAUCGAUGUCAAGGACGCAGGCAACGCUGUUCUGUUUGUGGGAAUGAUUUCCCCCAGCGGCACCCCGGUAGCUGAACUGAGCAUCAAAAAGACAACCCAGACUUCAUAUACGGUGACCUAUAAGGUUCAAGAGGUUGGCGAGCAUGUCCUACACGUCAAAUGGGGCGACGACGAAGUUCCGGGAAGUCCAUUCGUGAUCAGCACAUGA
Messenger RNA from Candidula unifasciata, 383 nucleotides. Lineage: Eukaryota; Metazoa; Mollusca; Gastropoda; Stylommatophora; Geomitridae. The record is from the annotation of a GenBank genome assembly.